UUCUUUAGUAUUUCUUUCUGCCCCGUGUCAACUCCUUCAUCUCCGUAAUGGCUGAUGCUGCUCCCGCUGAGGCAUCCGGUUCCGCUUUUUCGGCUGACCAGAUCGAGGACUUCAAAGAGGCCUUUGGGCUCUUCGACAGAGUCGGUGACAGCAUGAUUGGAUACAACCAGGUGGCUGAUGUCAUGCGCGCCCUGGGACAGAACCCCCAGAACAAGGAGGUUGCAGCGAUCCUGGGAAAACCAUCCCCCGAUGAUAUGGCCAACAAGAGGCUGGCCUUCGCCGAUUUCAUGCCCAUGAUGGAAAAAGUCGAUAAAAUAGUGAAGGGUACACUUGAUGACUACGUUGAGGGUCUCCGCGUCUUCGACAAGGAGGGCAACGGCACCGUGUCUGGGGCUGAGCUGCGCAUCGUGCUGGGCACACUGGGUGAGAAGAUGUCAGAGGCCGAGAUUGAUUCCCUCCUUAUAGGUCAGGAGGACGAGAACGGCAGCAUCAACUAUGAGGCAUUCGUCAAGCACGUCCUGUCUGUGUAAGAUAGUGCUGCAGCAACCAAAGCUUAUCCAUCUCCCAGACCCCAUGGUGUCAGGACUGUUUUUCUAAAGACCAACCUAGGAAAGAAAAGGACUAUAAUGGGAUGUCGAAAAGCCAUUCUGUGUUUGUUCUGUUUUCGUCCGUCCCCUUUUCAACUCAUCACUACUCCUCUCUACGGAAGUGACCUCUCCGCUGUCAGAUGACGAGCCUCGCCUCCACCUGGGGCAUGUUUCUCCUCUUGGGGUGGGACGGUGACCACUCAUCAAGUAGGGGAUUGUACCCUCUGCCCCGCCCACCUCAUGUCAUCAUCUUGCCGGCAAUGCUGGCUGGAAAAGAUUGUGGAUCGGCCGCCAAGCCCCUCCCCCAUCAGUUAUAUUUAUUUUCACUCUGUCGUUUCAGAAUAAACUUUUCCAAAA
Molecule: messenger RNA, 944 nt
Organism: Oncorhynchus mykiss (rainbow trout)
Lineage: Eukaryota; Metazoa; Chordata; Actinopteri; Salmoniformes; Salmonidae
Product: myosin light chain 3
Cellular component (GO): myosin II complex; contractile muscle fiber
Molecular function (GO): calcium ion binding
Source: RefSeq, marked provisional